GGGGGGGAUUGGGCUGUUCACUGGCAAAAGGGUCUGUCCAUUUCUCCUUCACAGGGGGCCCAGAUCAGCACAUCCUAGGAAAGCUAUGGGCAAGGAAAGCUCAUGCUGGGACAAGAUGUACUGGAAUGAGUUCCUUGGCCUCUCCCAGAAGGCAUCUGCUAUGGGCUCACACAUAAACAUAUAGACUCUUGUGUCUAUUUCCAAGAACAAGAACUGAGAAUAACCACCGGAGUACAGGUUCCAGGGCUGUGAGCCAGUUGGAUGCUUCCAGGUGAGAGGAUGGAGGUUUUGAGGCAGGCUGUCAGUCAGAGGCCAAGUGUGAAGGCUAGGCCAUGAACCCUUCAGUAGGUGUCACACAAUGCCUCUGCAUGUGCUAUGUAGUCUGCUGACUACUCAUUUGACUCACAAAGUCCUACUAAGCCUUCCAAACAGUCUGCUGGUUUCCUACUUCCCCACUCGCGAAGCAGAAUUAAUUCUUCAUCUGCACCCCGAAAGUGUUAUGUGAAGAGUGCAAUGUCAGCUCAAAUACUGCAUUGUGAGUGCUUUGUUCAUUAGGCUGCAAUCUUCUUGUUACAUUUAUCUCGGUAUUUCUAGAGCUUAGUCUCUUGAGAUUCACCUAAGGAGGUGCUAAGGAAUGACAGGGUCCAGUUGAGUGGGACUGAGAGCAGGGGUGUUCAGGAAUGCAGGUUCAGGGACAAGAUGAGGGCACUGUGGACUAGUGAAGGUUGCAGAUGGGAGAACUUCAGUAGGUAGGACUUGGGGAAUGUUGAGUGUUGGUGAGAGAAAGGAAUCUCAAGUAAGUUUCUAGUUUCUGGCUUGAGAAACUGGUUGGGCUGGUGAUGCCAUUCAGAAAGUUGAGUUUUAGGUGUCUGUUAGAUGUUCAUUUGGAGGGGGACAUAAAAGUCUCAGGAGAGAUCUGUGCUAGGGAUUUGGGAAUCACAGCCUAGAGGUGGUAAUGAAAGUCAUAGAUAUCAAUAAGAUAUCCAUAGUAAGAUAAUGAGAAGAGACACUGGCUCAGAAUAGAAGUGAGGAGCAUUUAUUAGGUGGGUUAAGGAAAAUGAACCAGUAAAAGUGACAAGAUGAGGCAUGGCCAUAGAUGGAAGAGUAAAACCAGGAAAUUAGAUAUUUUAAUGUGAAAGGAUUAGGGAGUUGUCAGCUCUCAAAUGCUGCUGAAUGGUUUGUUAAAAUGAGAGAAGUCAGAGGCCUGGCAGGAGGCCAUCAGGGCAGGUUACCCCGGGCGAGGGACAGGGCUGAUCCCCGUUGACCUGCAGCCGUCACUCUGCUGACUAUCUCUGCCGGCUUCUGCGUCUGCUCACUGAAGAAGCUGAACAGGCAAGAGGAAUCUUUUCUCUUGGGUGCAUAGGUCCCCAUUGGCAGAGACUUUGAGUCCUAGUCGCCACAGCCAUCUGCUGCGAGGAUUGAGACCAGAGUAUUCCUUUAGGAAUGAGUUGUACAACUGAGAAGGCACUUGCUGAUGCUAAAGCUCUUGUUGAGAUAUUGAGAGAUCACGAUGAUGCCGCAGAGUCUCUCAUCGAGCAAACCACAGCUCUCAACAAGCAAGUAGAAGCAAUGAAGCAGUAUCAGGAAGAAAUUCAAGAACUUAAUGAAGUUGCAAGACAUCGGCCACGGUCCACGUUAGUCAUGGGAAUCCAGCAAGAAAACAGACAAAUCAGAGAACUGCAACAAGAGAACAAAGAGUUAUGUACCUCCCUGGAAGAACAUCAGUCUGCCUUGGAACUUAUAAUGAGCAAGUAUGGAGAGCAAAUGUUUAGAUUGCUAAUGGCUAGCAAAAAAGAUGAUCCGGAGAUAAUAAUGAAGUUAAAAGAGCAGCACUCCAAGGAAUUACAGGCACAUGUUGACCAGAUAACAGAAAUGGCAGCAGUAAUGAGGAAAGCCAUUAAAAUUGAUGAGCAACAGGGUUGUGAAGAACAGGAACGAAUACUUCAACUUGAACAAGAAAACAAGGGCUUGAGAGAGAUCCUUCAGAUUACUUGAGAAUCAUUUUUGAACCUUAGGAAAGAUGAUGUGUCCAAAAGUUCAUCUUUGUCAGCUUUAGUGACCAACAGUGACCUGAGUCUGAGGAAGAGCUAAAGAGCUUCUCGGUCUCAGAGCUUCUUACAAGGCUCCAGACUUUGGUCACUGGGACUGGCCUACUGCAGUGACUGAGUGAAUGGGAAAAUCAGUCUCAAGCUACCUUUUGUUUUAUUUUUUUUCUAUAAUAUAUACAGUGCACUGGCAAUGUCAUUUUUAAGAGAGAGCAACAAAAAAAAAUGAAUGGUUAAUGGUCAAUAAACUUUAUUCCAUGAUAAAAUUGAAAAGUAGAAACUCAGCCUUUGUUAAAUGGUAAAGAUUCCCAUGGUGACUGCUGAGCAUAUCAAGAGGUUUCAGCAGUGCUUCGGCCUUCUGGAUGCCGGUGGGAUCAACAAGGAUAUUCCCAUAAAUGUUUGAGAAUUCAUAAAAUGAUCCAGUUGGUCACGGUUUUGUGAAUGGAGAAUUGUCAUACUGUUGUCCUCCCUGUUUUGUGUCUAAGUUAGCAAAUAGCUUAUAUACCAUGAGACUUCAGUUUUUAAUGAUUGUCUGUCUACCUCCCCAUUAAUUUUUAAUUUUUUUCCAAGAAAAUUCAGUUCGAAAGGCUGCAGGAAUGUUGACAUGAACCAUAAACAAUGGAAGAAAUUUAAUUUUAGCUAAUUUACUAUAAUUAAUACUCACUAACAAUUGUCAACAACUUGCUUAAGGAUAUAUGAAAUACCAUUUCAGGAAUGAAGGAGAAGGAAUACUACUUUCUAAGAAAGAAGAUCUUAUAAGAGACUUAUUAGUAGGUUAAACUACUCCUUUGAAAGAAUAAGUUUGGGUCUAAAUCAACAAUAAAGAUGAAAUUUUUCUCUUCUCUGGUUGAUCUUUAAGGAUAUUAUCUAGCUCAUUUAGCUAGCGAAGGUGAAACGUUGAUAGAGCAAGCUAGGUAUGGUAACCUCAAAGUAAAUUGGGAAUUCUUCUGCCUCGUAGAACCCUUUUUAAAAAGUAAAUACUCUUAAAUUAAAAAAUUUUUUUUGAUCUUUUCUUAAGCUCCAUCCAGUCCAUAUAACCUGUAAGAUUUUUCUUAUAAUCCUUCAGUUAAUGGGGAUAAAAAUCUGUGGGUUUAGAAGUAUUUGUUUUGUUUUUUACAGAAAAUGUAUUUAGUAUAUAAAUUUUUUAAAACAAAUCUUAAGUUUGGGUAAAUGGGGUUGAUUGAAUAGGAAAAGGGCAAACAGCCCAGUCAUUAAAUAGAUUUCUUUUCUCAUUCAGAGGCCUUAAUUGAUAUUUUUUAAAUAAAUGAUAUUUUUUAUUUUUAAACUUUUCUAUUGGGUUUUGGGAAAGUAUCCCUUAAUUGAUGGCACAUUCAAUCAUACAGUGUUUAUCCCAAGUCAGAAUUAAAGAAACUACACAGUUAAAACUAAGUCUGAGGUAAUCCAUUGAGGCAGCUCUAUUAUAAAAAAUCACUUCAUAAAUAAUUAUUUUUAUAAAAAUUAAGUUGAGUUAAUUUAUGCUUGGUUGUCUUACAUGGGUAUAAUUUUAAGAUUCUGGUGUUUAAAGACAUUUACUUUGUUAUAUACUUAAGUUUUCCAUCCUAUACUUUUUUUUUUGUAUCAGAACCUUAGAUUUGUGUCUGAGAAUAUCUACUGCAUAAGAACCUAUUUUAUCAAUAAAGAUGAGUGAUUAAAAAAAAA
Molecule: messenger RNA, 3704 nt
Organism: Manis javanica (Malayan pangolin)
Lineage: Eukaryota; Metazoa; Chordata; Mammalia; Pholidota; Manidae
Source: RefSeq, a predicted model, not a curated record